Messenger RNA from Rosa chinensis, 1126 nucleotides. Its product is annotated as basic leucine zipper 2-like. The coding region runs from base 203 to 1126 and encodes 307 amino acids. Gene Ontology annotation, molecular function: DNA binding. Gene Ontology annotation, biological process: positive regulation of DNA-templated transcription. NCBI's taxonomy places the organism in Eukaryota, Viridiplantae, Streptophyta, Magnoliopsida, Rosales, Rosaceae. The record is from RefSeq and is a predicted model, not a curated record. The transcript has 5 exons. Gene Ontology annotation, cellular component: nucleus.
UUACUGGCGUGGAAAUUUUGUACACUACACGAAGUAUACAAAGGAGGAGGGAAUAUUGCUGUUACAUAGAGAUAAAUUCUGGGGCUUAAUCUCCUGGACAGAACGGCCUUGAGAGGGUUAAGGUGGAGGGGAUGCCAUCAGUGAUUCAGGGGGCAUGUUACUAUGUUCCAAACUUCCUUCCGCUUGAAGGUGUAUUAACAAAAUGGAGGGCUUUAAGGGUAGACCACCAUUGCGGCCACCACCAUCACCAUCCUCAUCCAUAUGGUGUCACAAUGAAAUCCAGGGGACUGGAAACCCAAUAGAUAGAGCACUUGCUCAAACCCCAGAAACUCAGCAGCAAGUGCAGAAUGUUGAUCUUUUGGAGGUUUCACGAGUUGAAGUACCAGACUCUGCUCAUGAUAAGAAACUCAAAAGGAUUCUGGCUACCAGGGAGUAUUCAAGGAGGUAUCAUAUGAAACAAUUCCAGCAUAUUGGGAAACUGGAAACAGAAAGCAAAGUGUUAGAGGCAGAAAUAGCUCUCACGUCUCCAAGAAUCCGAUUCACACAACGGAAAAAUAUGUUGCUUCAAGCAGAAAAUGAUUCAAUCAAGCAAAAGAUUGCAACUUGUAGCGGAAAGCUUAUGGUGCAACAAGCUGAACAUGAAAAGUUGCAAAAGGAAGCAGAUUCACUCAAGCAGCUCUUUCAGGUGAUGAAGAUGCAAGAAGCAGAGGCGGCUUUCAACCCUCUAGCCGGGCCUGGUCCAGCCCCACUGGGUUGUCAGGUUUUUGGUCCUAACUCUGAAGCAAAUUAUCAACCCUUCAACCCUCUGGAAGGACUGAGUUCGGAAACUGUUGAUUUUGGCCAGUUUUAUGAAACUGCUGCGGCUGAUCAGUUCAAUUUUGAACCGCCUGGGCUAGAUGAUCAGUUUAGCAGUGAUCCUGUGGGGCUUAACCGCCAGUUGGAUGAACCAGUUGGCUUCUCUGAGUUCACUGAUGAACUGGCAGUGGUCGUCAGGCCCCACAUCUUGGCUAACAAAGGUGCUGACCAAGUCGGAGCUGGGGCUGAUCAGUCCAUUGAAGGCAUGAACUUAGAUAGUUCCGAUGGUUCUCAGAAGGCAGCUGGAUCUUCCUCCGACCAGUUUAUGUGA